This is a messenger RNA of Agelaius phoeniceus (red-winged blackbird), 1957 nucleotides long. RefSeq lists its product as uncharacterized. Gene Ontology annotation, cellular component: nucleus. NCBI's taxonomy places the organism in Eukaryota, Metazoa, Chordata, Aves, Passeriformes, Icteridae. Gene Ontology annotation, molecular function: DNA-binding transcription factor activity, RNA polymerase II-specific; RNA polymerase II cis-regulatory region sequence-specific DNA binding. Gene Ontology annotation, biological process: regulation of transcription by RNA polymerase II. The record is from RefSeq and is a predicted model, not a curated record.
GCGGCCGGAGCGCGGUGAGGCGGCGGCGGAGCUGGGAGGCGGCCGCAGCGCAGGAUUUCCCAUUGCCAACCUCAGGGAAGCUGCGAGGAAGAGGAAGAUGCCCCAGGGCACUGAGGCAGAGCAGGAGCUGAGCAUGGAGAGCAGGGAGGACAAAUCUCCGCGGCAGAACCUGGUGGCAGAGGCCGUUUUGAGCGGCUCCACGGCGCAGGAAGCCAACGGGGAGGAAAAGCCCCGGAGCUGCCGCACGAGGAGGGGCUGCAAACGCAGAUGGCGGGGAUGUGAGGGGCAAAGAGCCAGCCUGGGCCGGGAAGACGGCCGGAGAUGGAGCCAGAGCUCGGAGCUGGUGCUCCAUGAGCAGCUCCAUGAUGGGGAGAAGCCCCACAGGUGCGUGGAUUGUGGGAAGAGCUUCAGGUGGAACUGCGACCUGAUUGUGCACCAGAGAACCCACACUGGGGAACGGCCCUACGAGUGUGGGGAGUGUGGGAAGAGUUUCAGCCAGAGCUCCAGCCUGAUCAAGCACCAGAGGACCCACACUGGGGAACGGCCCUAUGAGUGUGGGGAGUGUGGUAGAAGCUUCAGCUUGAGCUCCAGCCUGAUCAAACACCAGAGGAUCCACACUGGAGAAAGGCCGUACAAGUGUUCUGAGUGUGGAAUGCACUUCAGCCAGAGGAUCAGCCUGAUCAGGCACCAGAUGACCCACACUGGGGAGAGGCCCUACGAGUGUGAUAAAUGCAGGAAGAGGUUUCAGACCAGCUCCAAUCUCCUCCUGCACUAUUGGAUUCACACGGAGGAGAGGCCCUUCCAAUGCCCUGAGUGUGGGAAGGGAUUCAGGCAGAAGUCCACUCUUGUCACCCACCGGCGCAUCCACACUGGGGAGAGGCCCUACGAGUGUGAUAAAUGUAGUAGGAGGUUUCUGACCAGCUCCUCUCUCUUCCUGCACUAUCGGAUUCACACAGAGGAGAGGCCCUUUCACUGCCCCGACUGUGGGAAGGGAUUCAGGCAGAACUCCCACCUCAUCACCCACCAGCGCAUCCACACAGGAGAGAGGCCCUACGAGUGUCCCCAGUGUGGGAAGAGCUUCUCACAGAGCUCUAACUUGACCAGACACCAACAGAGGCACCAGUAAGGGAAGCCCUGCGAGUGCCCCGAGUGCGGGCAGAGCUUCGUGUGCUGCUCCAGCUCCAUCCCCCACUGGAGGAGGCACUUUGGGCACAGCCCUGGUCACUCACAUUCCCUGUGAUCCAUGUUGGGAACACACCUGGCUGCUUCUCCUUUUGGUUUGGCCUUAAUUUUCCUCUGCUUCACCUUCAUCCUUUAAAAACACCCAAAAGUGGGUUAAAUGAAGGAAAUUGAUUGAAUAUAUCUGCAGUUCCAUAAUUUCUCAGUUAUUUUAGAGGGAAUUUAGGAUUUGGGGACACAUUCUGUGUGGAGUGCUGCUGUUGCUAAGAAGCAGGAAUUUGAUCUCACCCUUCUUGUGUUGCUAAGAACUCCUCCCCUGAUCCAAACCCCAACUCCACCCUUGGGAUACCCUAUAAAAACUCCACAGCCCUGCUUUUGCCCUGUCUUUGGGGGGUAAGAAAUGGAUUCCCAGAGGAUCAGCCCUUUUCUCACUGCAUUCCCAAAGGAUCAGCCUCAUUCUUCACUGGAUUCCUAGAGGGUCAGCCCUUUCCCACUGGAUUUCCCAAAUUUGAGCUUUUCCCAUUGGAUUCCCAGAGAAUCAGCCCUUUCCCACUGGAUUCCCAGAUGAUUAACCUUUUCACACUGGAUUCCCAGAGAAUAAAUCUUUUCCCACUGGAUUCCCAGAAGAUCAGCCAUUUUGCCACACGAUUCCAAGAGGAUUGACCUUCUUCACUGAAUUCCCAGAGGAUUCUGACUCUGUCACUGUUUUUUUUUUGUUUGUACUAAUGCAUUUGUAUUUUUAAUUUUUCCUAAUAAAGAACUGUUAUUUUUACUCCCA